Messenger RNA from Mytilus californianus (California mussel), 8424 nucleotides. Its product is annotated as bromodomain-containing protein 3-like. The transcript has 22 exons. Bases 346 to 3972 code for a protein of 1208 amino acids. NCBI's taxonomy places the organism in Eukaryota, Metazoa, Mollusca, Bivalvia, Mytilida, Mytilidae. Gene Ontology annotation, cellular component: chromatin; nucleus. Gene Ontology annotation, biological process: chromatin remodeling; regulation of DNA-templated transcription. The record is from RefSeq and is a predicted model, not a curated record.
CUUAAGAAAAUAGCGUUAUUUUUCAUCUUUAUGGAUAAAUUUUGAGAUUUUUUGCAUUUCUUUGGAGUCUGUAAGUCGACAUCAAACCAACAUCUGAUAUUCAACUUCUUGAAAAUGUAGAAGUAGCGAAAUACACGGUAGUGAAUGCAUUGAUUAAUUUCCGCUGAUUUUGCACUUAUCAAGGACCUAUGUACCAAUAGGAAACAAACGUACGCGACAGAACGUGAAUAAUAAUAUACAUGAAGAUGUCCAUUUAAAUGUGUUGUGGACAUGUACUGGGGAAAUAAACACCCAGUGGGACAUACUUGUUCUUUUGUAAAAGCCUUAUGAUUUAAGGAAUAUAAAAUGAUGGCAGAUAUGACGAGGAUUGGUGGCGACUCGUCUCUAAGCCCUUUGAGACACAACUCUGCCAGUGAAUAUAACUUCACAAGUGAUUCUGAGAAGUCUGAUGUCAAAGUUGAGAACGCUAAUGACUCUGAUUUCAAUGAUCCAGCAUCACCCCUUUCUUCUACUCAAGAUCAUGUUUCAUCAACGGAGAAAAAGAAGGGUCGAAACACAAACCAGCUACAGUAUCUUUUAAAGAAUGUAAUGAAGAUAGUAUGGAAACAUCAGUAUUCAUGGCCUUUUCAAAAGCCUGUCGAUCCAUCUCUAUUAAAUCUUCCUGACUACUUCAAAAUAAUCAAGCAUCCAAUGGAUCUAGGAUCUAUCAAGAAAAAACUAGAAACACAUAAGUAUUUCUCAGCUUCAGAAUGUAUUCAGGACUUCAAUCAGAUGUUUACCAAUUGCUACAUUUACAAUAAACCAGGAGAGGAUAUUGUGUUGAUGGCCCAGGUGUUGGAAAAACUUUUUCUUCAAAAGGUAGCUCAAAUGCCUGCUGAAGAACAAGAGGUGGUAGCUUCAAGCAAGAAGACUCCUAAAAACAAAUUUAGAACUUUAUCUUCAACACCGAAGAAUUCUAUAAUGAAACCAUUAGCUACUCCCACCCCUGUUAAUUCUCAAACUUCCGCCCAGUCAUCACAGCUUUCAACCACUUCCUUAGCACCAGCAUCUACAACUGUUGUUACAGUAGCACCACCUAGUCAGACUAUGCCUUCAGCGCCUGUUACAACAGCAGCAGAAACAACAGGGACUUACACUAAUCAUAGUAUAUCAGAGUCUGCUGUAAUUCCUCCUCAAGCACCAACUAAGACAAAAAGAGGUGUAAAAAGAAAAGCUGAUACAACCACACCCAUUGUUGCAACCAUGCCUAAGGAUCCUUCAAUUGAAUCAACAGUAAAAGUAGAAAAAGUUCCAGCAAAACUUCCUCCCACUCGAAGAGAAAGCAAUCGUCCGAUCAAAAAGCCAAAGAGAGAUUUACUCGAGGAAGAUUCUCCAGAUCCAGAAAAAACAGUGUCUAAAGCCAAGAAAGGAAAACUGUCUGAACAGCUCAAAUUUUGCAAUAAUAUGGUGAAAGAAUUGAUUGCCAAAAAGCAUGCUGAGUAUGCUUGGCCAUUCUACAAACCAGUAGAUGCAGAAAUGCUUGGUCUUCAUGAUUAUUAUGAAAUAAUUAAAAAGCCAAUGGACCUUGGAAGUAUAAAAAAAAAAAUGGACAAUAGAGAAUAUAAGUCUCCUUCAGAGUUUGCUGAUGAUGUACGGUUAAUAUUUACAAAUUGUUAUAGAUACAAUCCUUCUGAUAGUGACGUUGUAAUGAUGGCUAAAAAACUGCAGGAUGUAUUUGAAAUGAAAUAUGCAAAAUUGCCAGAUGAGCCACAUACUGCCAAUGGUGACAAGGCAGAUAGUGGUAGUGAUACUUCUGAAAGUGAAUCAGAGUCUGACAAUGAAAGUGAGGAAGAAAGGGAACAAAAAAUAAAAAGUCUUCAGGAAGAACUGAAAAAAAUUCAAGAUGAUUUAGGUAAAUUGACAGAAGAACAUAUGCAAAAAUUAAAACAGAAAAAGGAAAAGAGUGAGAAAAAGAAGAAAAAAAAGAAGGAAAAAAUUGAGAAAGUUAAGGUGAUAGAGACACCUGCUUUGGUGGCAUCAAGCACAAAUGCUACAAUUGUGCCACCAUCUGUGAACGAUGUAAAAACACCGAAAGUGAAAACUACGAAAAAAUUGCCAUUAGAACCAAAAAGUACAAAGAAAAAGACUCCAGCAACUCGUACACCUAGUGCUAAGAAAAAUAAGAUAGUGUCUUCAGGGACUGGUGGGCCUCCUCCACCUGUGGCAUUUGAUAGUGACGAUGAAGACAAUGCUAAACCAAUGACUUAUGAUGAAAAACGACAGCUCAGUUUGGAUAUUAAUAAACUUCCAGGUGAUAAAUUGGGAAGAGUUGUGUUCAUAAUUCAGUCUAGGGAACCGUCCUUGCGAGACUCUAAUCCAGAUGAAAUAGAAAUAGACUUUGAAACUCUCAAACCUUCCACGUUGCGAGAAUUAGAAGCAUAUGUGAUGUCUUGUCUGAAAAAGAAAGCAAGAAAGCCAUAUACCAAAAAAGCCUCUGGGAAGUCAAGAGAAGAAGCUCAGAAAGAGAAAAAGCUAGAGUUAGAACAAAAAUUGAUUGAGGUUCAUGAAAAGCUGGGAAGUAGUGCAAAGAAAGCCAAGAAAGAAGAAGGAGGUGUUGUGAAUGUUGAUGGUGCCAGUAGAUUGUCAGAUGGUAGCAGUAGCUCAUCUGGUACAGAUUCCAGCAGUGACAGCAGUUCAUCAAGUUCUUCAGAAUCAAGUGAUUCUGAAUCAGGAUCUCCAAUGAAGAAAAAAAAAUCACGUUCAAGACAUGGUAGUUCUGAAGGUCCUGGGAUAGUUAAUCAGGCCAAAGGGAAGAGCCAACAGGUUGGUAGUCGAAGAAGAAGCAGUAAUGCUUUGUCAUCUCCCCCAGUCAAAAUUACCAUCGGUGGAAACAACAUGGUCAUGUUAUCGCCAACAUCAAAAAGAAGAUCUUCACCUCAGAAAACUAUGAAUUCUAUACCACCACCAUCAACACAAGCAAUGACAAAUUCCUUACCACCUGUUCCACCACCAUCUCAGCCAAUCACUAGUCACCAAACACCUGUUAUACAGCAAAAACCUCCAUCUCCAAUAAUCACAGCACCUGCACCUCCAGUUAAACCAGUCACUCACUCACUUCCCCAGCAGCCCAGUCGUCCUUCAGGGCUGGCUACAGCAAAGCCACAGACAAAAUUAAAUAUUCCUUCAGUACCUACUAGCAACACUAUGAAUAUCUCUCCCAGUUUAUCACCUCCACAAAUGCUAGUGGAGAAGAGAGUUCCAGAUUUUCAUCCAUUGUCACCAACCAAGUCCCACGAAGAUUCAGCUGACAAUUUACUGGAUUUUUACCUUGGAGAAGAUAAUAGUAGCAGUAGUCCUAAACCUAGUCCACCUAAAACAGCACCUCCUGCUCCACCUGGUGCUACUAUAUCUGCUAGUGGAGUUGGAGUAAGAUUUGGAUCAAGUUCCAGUAAUCCUAAUUUAUCGACCAGUGCUCCUGGCUUAUCUACACCUGGUGGUGGAGGAACAAACUCUAUACGACCAAUGCAGGCAGAUAAAACUCCUGUUUCUCAGGUUAAAAAGGAUACAUUUAAGGUAAAGAAUGCUGGUUCUUGGUCUAGCUUAGCAAACAUGUCAACUCCUUCAUCUCUCAAGAAGGGACCCAGUGCAAUGCAAAGCUUUGAACAGUUUAAAAAAGCAGCUAAACAGAAGGAAGAGAGGGACAAAAUGAUGAAGGAACAAGAAGAAAAGAGGAAAUUUAAUAAAGAAAUGGAAGAAAGAAAUAGACAGAGAUCAGAAAUGGAGAGACUUAGAGAACGUGAAGAAGAGGAAGCGUUAGAUGCUGCAAGAAGAUCAACACAUGAUGAGUCUGCUCGUCAAAGAGAGGCUGACAAAAAAGCAAAAGAAAUAGAACGUAGAAAGGAACAGGAGAGAAGACGACGUGAAGCUAUGGCGAAUAGAAUAGAUAUGAAUGCUCAGAGUGAUUUGAUGGCCUCAUUUGAAGAAAUGAUGUGAAUUAUUCUGUGUUUUAUACAAGAUUCAUCAUAGACAGGCAAGCCAGAACACAGGUCACAUAAACAUUCCUCAAUGGCUAUGAUUUGUCCAUUCCAUAUAAUUAUUUAUGAAGUGUAAGGAUUUUAAAGUGCAUAACUAUAUAUCAAAAUGGAAUGUUCAUCAGAGGUUCAAAGGCUUACUAAUAUCAAUGUCAGUGUUACUGGUUAAACUUACUAUUGCAACAACAAGCUUGACAGCAUGAAAUGUAAUGGAAUAAUGAGAUGUUAAUUGAAAGGAAAGUGAUUGGGUUAUAUAUUAGCAUCAUUUAAAUACAGGAAGAUAAUUAGAUUUUUUUGGUUCCUUUUUAAGGGGGUGAUCCUGUAGUUUUAUAUAACAUUAAUAACUUUACAAAUUCAGUAAGUAGUCCUGAUCUCAAUAUAUGAAACUAAAAUGUUAAUUAUAUUUAGUGAGUAUUGAUCAAUGGUAAUUAAUUGGCUGUGCCUUUUUUUUUAAAUAACAUAUUUAAAGUGUUCAUUGGUAGCAGAAAAAAACAUGUACAUUCACAAACAGUGCAGGAUAAAGACUUAUUCUUUGCAAUAAUGUGCUUCUUUUGUAAUUAUAAGGUUUUCUUUCUUCAAUAAUUAAGCUAAAGAGAUUAUUAAAAUUAAAAAUUGGAAAUUACGAGUUUUUCUUUUGAAAGUUUUUUUUUCCAGGAAUUAAACUAAGAGAGUAAAUUAUAUAAAGUAAAAAAUAAACACUGUUUUGAAAUGAAGGAAGAUGUCUUCAAGAAAAUAAAGAUAAUUAGAAGACACCAAAAACAUUUAGAUAUUUCCAUUUUGAUUAAUUGAUAAAGAAAUUAGAUUUGUUUCAUUAUCUUGAUGAAUAUCUUCUUAACUCUGCUGAAAAUUUUAAAAUGUCAAUAUUUUUUUAUACAGCAACUCAAAUAUUCAGAUAACUUUUUGAAGUGCUCUUCAAAGAAAGCUGAUCUCUGAAAAGCUGUUGUUGGUUAUUCUUGAGUGUUUAGUUGUUAUGUUUAUAAAUAUAUAUCUCUGUUGUUCAAAGUAUAUGUAAAGAAUGUAAUUAUAUUUCUAUUUUCAGUAGAAAUAUUUAAGAUGUUAAAGAAAUUGUAGUGAAUAGAUGACAUGGAAGCCAUUUAUUAAUUAUAUGCACUUAGUAUGUUCAAAUAGGAGAGAUUUCUCCUCUAACAUAAUUUGAAGGUGUUAAUUAUGAACCAGAAAUUAAGAACAAUUACAUACUUUUCAUGAAUUGUUUAUUUUUAUGGAUAUCCUUUUGAACCGACAAUAACAAACAUUGGACUUUUUAGGCUGUAAAGAGUAUUUGUAUUAUUAUUUAAAUAAAUGGUUGUACUUGAAAAUUGCGAUUCCAUUUUCCAUUGGAUUUAAACUGUUUUUUUUUUUUUACUUUUUUACUUUGUAUGAAACAUAAUAAAUAGAUUUUCGUAUAUAAUUCAUUUUGGUAUGCAAGAUAUGAAUUGGAAACCACAGUGGAUAACAUAACCAUGCAGAUAGAGAUGGUGCUUUACCUCCUAAAAAUCGGUAAUGUUGGUGUGAAAUUGUACAUAGAGAAUUCCAUCAUUGGAAUAGGUAUAUGUUAUUAAAACACUAAUUUAUUACAAUAUUGAAUGUAGAUAGUUGUGCAUAAUAUUUUGUUGGGAAGAGUGUCUAGUUGAUGGCAGGAAAUUCUGUGCAUAUGAUAUUGUUGUGUCUUAAAAUGAAUUGCUAUAAGUUAAUGUGUGUAAAUAUGUACAUUACAUUUAAUCUACUUGUAUGGAUUUAGUAUAAAUAAUGUUUGUCUUGAAUGUGUUUGUGAAAUGUGAACUCAGAAAAAAGGCAUAAAAUAUAUCAAAAAACUGAAAACAGACAUUAUUUAUCAGUGUUUUUUUUUUGAAGAGUAAUAAAUUGUUGAGUUUGUAAUUAUUUUGCAUGUUGAGUUUGAAAUCAUAGAUGUUUUUCCCGUAAUCAGUGUUUUAAUUUUAGUGUUGUGAGGAAUGACAAAUCUUGUACAGACAUAUACAUGGUGCAAUUUUGCUAUCUAAAAGGCAAUUUGAAUGAAAAUUUUGGGCAAUUUUUCUGCCUGUUUUACCAGUUACCGUAAUGGGAAAUGAUGUCAACUAUACAUUUCAUCAAUAACCAUUUCUCCCUAUCUUGAUCAAUCCCAUAUCUUGAAUGAAGAUUAUUUUAAUUUGUUUAAGUUCUGAAUUGGAAAAAGAAGUACCAUAAAAAAAUCAUUGAUUAAAGAAAGAAAAAUUGACUUGAUAAAUUGUAAAAGCUAAAAUAUUUAAGAAUCAAAUGUGUAGAAGCCAGCCAGACAUAUUCUAGAUCUUCUAUCCACAUAUAUUUCUUAAGGAUCAGGGCUUCCAGAAAUAAUUUGAGCCAGCAAGUCUUUUAUUUUACCUAAUUUUUAGUCUCUUUAGACAUUGAAACUAGAGGUUUCCAAGUCAUUAAUCUGGUGACAAUAAUUAAAAAUGAUAACUUCCUACUUCCUAUUCAGUGAACUGACAGUAGCAUGUAAAUUGAUGUGCAUCGUAUUAAGUGUGAAACACCUGCCAAAUUAAGUUUGCUCUGUACUAUUUAUUAAUGCAAUAUCACUAUAAUAAAGAAACUCUGUUUUGUUAAAAAGCACAUAUUUUCUAAUACUGCACAUUGACUUGACAGCGACUAAACUCCAAACAAAUAUUGAAUAUGUAAAAUCUAGGUAGAUUUUUGUACAUCCUUUGGACAUAAUAGUUUGAGUCUUCAAUAAAGCUCACUGCCAUAAAACUAAAGGUACUAAUAGUGUAGACAACAAACUAAAUGGUCUUGAUUGAGGAUAUUGGUUUUAGAUAUGCAUGUAUUCCAUUGUAAAUAAAUUUGAUGCAACAGGGUGCUAAGAUUAGUGGUGAUGAAUGAAUGCAUGUUCAUGGUUCAAAACAUUCAUUUAAACACAACACCAAAGCUGUAUGAAUUACUUGUUCAUUUUUUAUAUUGUUUUGUUUAUUAUUGUUCUCAUUUAUUUCGUGUUUGUUAAGUAAAGGUAUAGUAAUAAAGAUUUGUAACAGUUGUUUGAAAGUAGUUCAUUUGUCAGGUAUACUGUGUAUGCCAAUAUAGCAUGGUUGAUAAUACCAUUGGUGGAAUUUGACAGUGUAAACAUUGAUUUUUAAGGCACAAUUAAAGCCACAACUAUUAAAAAAAAAAAAAGAUUAUUUUAUGUUAAUAAGUGUUCUUGAGAGUGUUCAGUUCAAUUCAGAUAGGAGCUGUUUUAUAAGGGGAUGGGUUGAGGAUCAACAACACUUUUUUUACUGUAUACCCCCACCAUCCAUAAUAUUUUUUAUUUUCAUUUGCUACAGAACUGUACCUGCAUCCACCCCUAUAACCCACUGAAAAAAAUAGGUGGUGUCCAACCCUCCCAUACAUUUUACUGGAAAAGCCCUAACUAACAUUUGUCGAAACUAAAUAAAUUUUGCUUGUGUGUAGUUCAUGUAAAACUAGUGAAAAAUCUCUAAAUAAAGCUGAGAAAACUUUAAAUUUAGCUGCUAAUUUUUUUUUUAUUAUUACUGAAAUGACAAUCUGAACAGAACAGUCCACUUACAAAACAUAGAUUGUUCCUUCUAGAAAUUGCUCACAUUGAUUUGGAAAAUGUAAGGUAACAUUUUUAGAUUUUUUCACCUUGAAAGUUUUUUUUUUAGAUCUCAGUUUUCUUAAAUAUGUUGAUAUUAGCAAUGUCUUUUAUGUUGAUAAUUCCUAAUGUCAUUAAAAAUUGUAAUAAAUACAUAUAUAUAUCUAAAAUUUAAAAAAAAUAUAUAAAAAUAACUAAAUUUUAAAAAUAGGAUAUAAAACAAACCAGCAGUUAUUUUGUAAUGAUUGGUUGUAUGUAUGGAGUACUUGUAGUUGUAUUUAUUCAUGAACCAUUAAGUCUUAAAUCAUAUUGUAUUUACCAUUAUACAGCUUGCUGUAUCAUUAUAUACAUUAACAUUUUUGUGUGAAGAAAUCUGAAAUUUUUGCUUGCUGCAUUUCCUGAAUUAUGAGACAUGAAAUUCAUUAAUUAGUACAAAAAAUGUUUUCGAUAAUUAUUUUAUAUGCAAUAAAAAACAAAAUCUCACAUGAAGAUGAAUUCAAAUCGCAUUAAAAUGGAUAAAACUCCCAAGAAAGGAAAUAAAAUUAAUUAUAUAACAAGUACUCAUGAGUACAUAUGUUUUUGAAAACAAAAUUUUUGAUUUCAGUUUUAAAAUGAUUUGAUUGUAUGAAUAGGAUUGGGAUCAGUUGAAAACAUCUAUUGAUUUUUUAUUCUUAUGAAAAACUUAAUUUUGACCAGAUAUUAUCAUGUGUAAAGAUAGCAGUAUGAUCAUGUCUUCUAAGCUAGAAAAUACAGCAUAAAAUAUUUGUCAUAUCAUUCAUAAUUUCUCUUCCACAAAGCAUGAAGUUGAUAUUUUUGUUACGUAAUUAUGUACAGCCGAAUAAAGAUGGCAAUACUGAA